UGUUGGCUCAUUAAACAGAAGUUGUGACACCGUGGUGAUCGAUGACCUUGACUAAAUAAACGAUUAGUGUUUAGGCGCUAACAUCUAGCAACUGGACGUUACACGUUUGAAUUUCGGAGGUUUUGCUGUGUCACGUAAAGUUAUUCUUCAUACACCGUCUACUUGGGACUCAGGCCUCCCAUCUGUUUACCAAAUACUUUUGAAAGUUUAGCGGAAGCCACUUGUAAAACAUUAGAUUCUUACUGACUGGAUUAAUGGAUGGUUUUGAUGGAAUGACUGAUGAAGAAAUCCAUCUGAAAGAAGCUCUUAUCCGAUCGCUGAAUGAGGAGGGUAUUUUGCCAAAGAUUCAAGCUCAACUGAAGGCAGCCGUUUAUUUGGCUCUGGAGAAGCACAAUUACGCUGAAGGAUUAUCGUCUUUGAACCAGUCCACUCGGGCAUUUUGGUCAACGGAAAAUGGCUUGAUCAUCGCUUCACUCUUAGUCGAUUUUAUGACCGUUAUGAAACUCGAAAACACACUAAAUGUUCUAAAGCAUGAAGCUCAAAUGGAACAAAUAAGGCUUCUGGAUAGUGAUACAUUAACAUCUCUUCUGCCUGUUGGGCGAACAUCGGAGAACUCUUCAGUUUUACUUAGUAUGGUGGAGACAUUGAAAAAUAUACGAAGUUCCAAAAUGAACGAUACAGAUUCUUCUUCGACAUCAAACAAUUCACGCAAAAGGUUGAGCAGAAUACCUGUCUUACAGAAUCGUGUGACAAGUUCACGAUCUCAGGCAUCUGAAGAAACGCUUUAUAAUACAAGCCGUAGGGGUGAUAAAUCAUCCAAUACGAAUGAAUACGCUAAAAUUCAUCAAGAAUCUUCGUUUCAAGAACCAGUCAACAAUUGUAGUAACAGACUGCAAAUGCGUUCACCUACUCAUGGUCCUCGGAAAUUUUGCGCCCCUCAAGUCCAAACUCACCAGUAUCGGGAAAUAUUAGCAAGUCUGAAUCCACUGGAAGUCAGAGUAUACGCACCUGUAAAAAAGCAGUCUCCAAUAAAUGAUGACAAAUCGGAUGUAGAUGACGAUGAUGAUAUCGAAGAAGUGUUGAAAACUGAAGAAUCCGUGGCGGAUGAUGCGGUCGACCAGACUGUUGAUUCAGAGCAGAGUUUGGGUCUGGAUUAUGUUGAAGAAGUGCAGUCAUCACUCAAUCCUGUUCUACCGACGCGUUUAGUUCAAUGA
Molecule: messenger RNA, 1214 nt
Organism: Trichobilharzia regenti
Lineage: Eukaryota; Metazoa; Platyhelminthes; Trematoda; Strigeidida; Schistosomatidae
Source: the annotation of a GenBank genome assembly